AUGAAGACACAAAACAUCCUGGCUCUCAAUUCGAUCUUUCUGGCUGCUGUUGUUUGCUAUCCAGCUGUCCAGAAGGAGAAGACAGCGGGUGUCCACAAACUGCUCCUGAUCUCCUUUGAUGGCUUCCGAUGGAAUUACGAUGAGGAUGUAGAUACCCCACAACUGGAUUAUUUGGUUAAGGAAGGAGUGAAAGCAAAAUACAUCACACCUCCCUUUGUGACCAUGACUUCGCCUUCGCAUUUUACAAUUAUCACAGGUCGCUGGAUUGAAGAUCAUGGAGUCAUCCAUAAUAUGAUGUUCAACACGGAAACUCUACGGAAAUACGGCUAUAAAGAAACCCAGAAUAAGACUGAAUGGUGGGACAAUGGAGUUCUUCCCCUCUGGAUCACAGCUCAAAAUCAGGGGAAAAAAGCUGCCUCUUUUCACUAUCCAGGGGGCAACGCCAACUACAGUGGUCAGUCGGUCACAAGGAGCUUGGCCGAAUCCUCCAAUCACCCCGACAGCAACGAGACUGAGUGGCGAGAGAACAUCGACAUUGUCAUGAACUGGUUUGCUAAAGAAGAUUUCGAUUUUGUCACACUUUAUUACGGGGAACCUGACAAUACUGGACAUUACGUUGGCCCGGAGACUGAGGAGAGGAAAAAAAUAAUCCAACAAAUUGACCGAACCCUCGGCUACCUCCUCAGUGCAAUCGAAAAACACGGAUUGAAAGAUAUUCUCAACGUCAUAAUUACGUCUGACCACGGUAUGACCACCGUCAAAAAGGCCCCGCAGGUCAAAGAGAUCUUGUUGAACGAUUACAUUCAAUUCCAAGACGUCGCCAAGUUUGACAUUGUUGAUUACGGAGGGUUUGGGAUGAUACUACCCAAACCAGGGAAAGAAGAAAAAAUUUACCAGGACUUAAAAAAGGCCCCUCCUCAACUGCAUGUCUACAAAAAGGAAGAGUUUCCUGAACGUUUCCAUUAUGCCCGGCAUGAGCGUGUGUUACCGAUCCUGCUUUACGGCGAUUCUGGCUACGUGAUCAAUGGGUUUUUGAGUAGAGCAACAGUGACAUGUAGUGGCCACUACAGUAGCAAGUCCGGAGGGCUGCUCAAUUUG
Molecule: messenger RNA, 1098 nt
Organism: Protobothrops mucrosquamatus (brown spotted pit viper)
Lineage: Eukaryota; Metazoa; Chordata; Lepidosauria; Squamata; Viperidae
Product: ectonucleotide pyrophosphatase/phosphodiesterase family member 7-like
Exons: 4
Source: RefSeq, a predicted model, not a curated record